AUGGAGCGAAAAGUGUCAGUGGAAAAUAUCGUGAGGAUGUACUUAUCGCGUGAGGAAAUUUUGGAGGAUAAAGUUUACCGUUGUUCGUUCGACAACUGUUUCACAAUGCUGCACAAUCUAGCAAACCUACAGAUGCAUCUCGCGCGGCAUCACAACGUUCCCGCCAUGAGCCCACAAUCGGGAAAGCCUGAGCUGGGGUGUAAAAUAUUCUAUUGCCCCUACGUCAGCUGCGUGUAUUACCAAACACCUGCCGAAUGUGAUAAUGGUGCGCGAUUUUUCAGUUCAUUUCGGUCACUGAAGCAGCACUACCUGAAAGUACAUAGCGAACGCAAGUUUGGGUGUGAAGCAUGUGGGAAAUCCUUCGCUACAGCGAGCUUCCUGCGCCAUCACCACCUGUCUUGUGGCCGAAAGUUCAUCUGCGAUCAUUGCUCGUACUCAUAUGGAUCGCGGGAAGCUUUGCUUACGCACGCCAAACGGAAGCAACACGGAUACGAGGAAUUGCUGCUAAUGAAGAAGCCACAUCUUGGAAGACCUUCUAAACUGCCCAAAACCGGAUCCGUGAGCACAGGUACACAAACCCUAUCAGAAGAAGUCGAUAUAAUGCGAAAUCGCAGCACAGAGCUAACAGAGAACCGUGGUACGCAGACCGUCCAAGGAAAGCGUGCUCCUGAACUACAUGAUGGUGUAGUUCACUUAACUGCACACUCAACAUCGGUUGGGGAAACGGAAACAUCGAUCGUCAAUGGAACGCACAAAACCCAUAACCUUGGCUCGCAUAUCGCAAUUGAGAUCGGCAGCGCAGAAUCACUGAUUCCCGUUGUGUGCACUGAAACCCAGACGGACUUUAUCGACGUAAUGUUUGCGCACGGUGAAAAUCGUCAUGAUCCGCUACUUUCUUACACGCACAUGCAUACGCAAACAUGUGACGAGCCCGGUUUGUUUGCUGAUCUCGGUUUAUCCACGAUUGAAACUCAAACGAGCUGGGACGAAGAGGGAGGGGAAUCGUUUGGGGACUUCCUCGUGUCCACCGAAACGCAGACCAAUUUUGAUAUCGACUGUUUCGAUUGUACCAGCAACAGUAAUGGAGACAAGGCGGACCAGGCUAAUAGUAAGCAGACCCAGAUGCCGGAAGCGAUGCACAAUGAAUUCCACAACUCCAGUGGAGCCGGAUUUCUAAGCGAAAUUGGAGAUUCGCUCGAUCACAGUUCCACGGUCCGGAUAAAAUCGUCCUGA
Messenger RNA from Anopheles nili, 1233 nucleotides. It is a transcript of the gene Asciz, whose product is annotated as oocyte zinc finger protein XlCOF6. The record is from RefSeq and is a predicted model, not a curated record. Gene Ontology annotation, biological process: regulation of transcription by RNA polymerase II. NCBI's taxonomy places the organism in Eukaryota, Metazoa, Arthropoda, Insecta, Diptera, Culicidae. Gene Ontology annotation, molecular function: transcription cis-regulatory region binding; DNA-binding transcription factor activity, RNA polymerase II-specific. Bases 1 to 1233 code for a protein of 410 amino acids. Gene Ontology annotation, cellular component: nucleus. The transcript has a single exon.